Papilio polytes (common Mormon) is the source of this 2257-nucleotide messenger RNA. RefSeq names its product abhydrolase domain-containing protein 16A. The transcript has 9 exons. Gene Ontology annotation, cellular component: endomembrane system. Gene Ontology annotation, biological process: monoacylglycerol catabolic process; phosphatidylserine catabolic process. Bases 193 to 1671 code for a protein of 492 amino acids. Gene Ontology annotation, molecular function: glycerophospholipase activity; monoacylglycerol lipase activity. The record is from RefSeq and is a predicted model, not a curated record. Lineage: Eukaryota; Metazoa; Arthropoda; Insecta; Lepidoptera; Papilionidae.
UGUCAUUUUCUGUCUUCUGGUUGAAGCGGUGAUCGGUGUUUAUUUUUUUUUUGAUAAUGGCGUUUUCGAGGUAAAAUAUAUUUUACGAGGUAUUGAGCUAGAAACUUGGUGGUAACUACGUCUGGCAUAAAUCCUUAAUUAUAAAAAAAACGAAUAAACGAAAUCAGCGACAAACAAAUUGGCGACUACAAUAUGCUGAAGCUAUUUAUCCGCAGUCUUUUUGCUCCACGCUUGUACAAGAAGCACGGAGAUGGCCCCUGCGAUGUACUUUACAGUCCCAACAAUCUGGAAAAGUGGGGUGACUUAGUUAUCAAAACUGUAAAUGCUAUGAGAAGUGUCAGUUUCUAUGCAUCACCAUUUAUUUGCAUGUAUAUUUAUCGUAAAGGAUGGUACACCUAUGAAAAGACACAAUCUCUUGCUCCACUAAUUGUCGGAUUUGGUUGGCUUGUGACAGUGUCUCUUAUUUUACGGGCAGUCGGAAGAGUGACUAAUCCCAAAUAUGUUGAAUUUCUAAAGACUUUGUCUGAUGAUACUUCUGACUUUUCAACUUACUUACAAUCCCUGAGAAAAUAUGAUUUUGAGUUCAAUCACUGGCCUGUCUCAUAUAACGUACCUCCGAUAAAGGGUUCUACUUGGCUGGAGACUAAUCCUUUUGAGCGUUGCUCACACCCUGACUUGCCGGCUUAUAGAAGAAUUCCACUUCAAAUGUUGGCCUUUGUAGCUGUACACACAUUUGGGCUCAGACUUAUCUACCCAGGGACUCUCAUUCUUAUCCUCACUUCCAUGUGGAGAUUGCUUCUAAUAGGCAGAGCACAACUUGUUGAGGUGUUUGAUGGAGUCAGAGCUAAAUUGCAGACUGCCGAAGGGAACUUUAUAGACACUAUGUUUAUAGAUAACAGGCUAAGUACCAACCGAGGAAAUACUUUGGUUAUAUGUUGUGAAGGCAAUUCAGGAUUUUAUGAGAUAGGUAUCAUGUACACUCCAUUAAGAGCUGGAUAUUCCACCUUGGGUUGGAAUCAUCCAGGAUUUGCUGGAAGUACAGGCACCCCAUUUCCAUCUCAAGAACAAAAUGCAAUUGAUGUUGUAAUGCAAUAUGCAAUAAACGAACUUGGCUUUAAGGUUGAGGAUAUUGUUCUUUUCGGCUGGAGUAUUGGGGGUUAUACAGCAACUUAUGCUGCUGUUACCUAUCCUGAAGUCAAGGCUUUGGUGUUGGAUGCAACCUUUGAUGAUAUUCUGCCAAUUGCUCAGAACCAAAUGCCACGGUCUUGGGCUGUACUUGUCAAAGAAAUAAUUCGUUCCUACGCCGACUUAAAUAUUUCUCAGAUGCUACGAAAAUAUAAAGGCCCGGUAACUCUUGUACGCCGAACCAAUGAUGAAGUGAUUUGCUUAAGACAGGGAGUAAUACAUACAAACCGUGGCAAUAAUCUUGUGAAGAAGCUUAUUGAAACCAGGUAUCCAAACCUAUCAAAAGAAGAAUUGGGGUUACUGGACAAAUACAUGACUGUACUUAGUCAACGACGUGCUGCAUUAGAACUUGGCGAAAUUAGUGAAACAGAUCGUAAAGUUUUAAAAUUGAUUUCAAAACACAUGCAUGAUCUUAAUGCAACUCACUGCACUCCUUUGCCGGAGGAUAAUUUCAUCAGGAUUAUGGACUUAAUUAGUGAAGAUUAAAAUAAAAAUCUUAAACAUAUAUCAGUGUCUAUAGGUACAGAUCUAAGAUGUUUAGAUUUUCUUAAUAAGAUUCCAUUAAAUUGCAUUUGUUCUAACAGUAAGGUAAAUUAUGACUUUGGUUGAUUAUUUUAUUUAUAACUCUAGUUAUUUAUAACUCUUCAAGACAAAGAAAUUUUGUCACAUUAAUGUAUCUUAGACUGCAUUUAUACUGUCGGGUAAAAUUCUGCAUUAUUAAAAAGUUGUCCUUAUUAAUUUUAAUGUGUAAUAAAAUGUUGUUUUAACAUUUAACUUUAUUAUAAGCCUUUAUCUGCCCAAAGUUGGACAUAGGACUUCUCCAAUUCCACCAAAAGCAGUUCUCCGCCUUCCAUACCCAAUAACAUAGUAUUUAGCAGAGUACAAUAUAUUUUUACCCUAUAAUUCUAUGAUCAUCAUGCUAUGUAUCUGGAGUCAUGUUUUAAAUACAAAAAAAAUGGAAAUAUACAUUAUUAUUAAAAGUAAUGUAUUUGGAUGGUUCUGUAUUUAAAUUAUUGUGAAUUGAAAUGCAACAAAUUAAUAAUACAAGGAUAGUGAACAAUUUCCACAUUAU